Molecule: messenger RNA, 2577 nt
Organism: Scatophagus argus
Lineage: Eukaryota; Metazoa; Chordata; Actinopteri; Scatophagidae
Product: early growth response protein 1-B-like
Exons: 2
Coding region: 661-2178 (505 amino acids)
Biological process (GO): regulation of transcription by RNA polymerase II
Molecular function (GO): RNA polymerase II cis-regulatory region sequence-specific DNA binding; DNA-binding transcription factor activity, RNA polymerase II-specific
Source: RefSeq, a predicted model, not a curated record
CGUCUGCGCUGUGACGUGUCUCCCGGGUUUCCGGCCAUGGCGGCUGGCAGCGCUCCCUGUGCGCCGCGGACCGGCUGCAGUGCAGCAGGCAGACGGCACCCACCCAGCCGGGCUGAGCUCCGGACUCUACCGGAUCGACCACGCUCCAGAAAUCGCCUGUCAAAGAGCUCAGAGGGCGCCGGAGCGUCCGUGUGUAGCCCGCGCUGCACGCUCACCGCUCUGAUCAAAUAUGGGCUUCCUCCUUGCCAUAUUUGGGAAUGUACGUCACGCAGGAGACUUUAUAAAGCCGGGAAUCCUCGUUGAGGGAAGCUGACAGAGCUGAAGUUCAAGUUGCUACCGUCCACAAGUGAAAACACCAACCGGAAACAAUCAGUUGAUGAAGCUGACCUCCCUGCAGUGGCCAUUUAAACACCUGAACCCGGGACUCCGUAGCCCGGACCUGCAGACCCUCCAGCGUUGGCUUCGUCCGGGCAUCACCGCCCGCAGCAGCAGCAGCAGCAGCCGCAGCAGCAGCGUGAGCCCGGCCAGAGCGCCUCUCGGCGGGUUUCAGGAGCGGACACCGGCUCGGCCCCUCUGCACCGUCAGCCCGGUGCUCAGGAGCUUCAGGAGCGGCUGUGUUCCUCGUCCACCGCCGCCUCUCACUCUUCUUCCUCCCGGGAAAUGGCAGCGACCAAAGCGGAGCUGCUCCUGCCGGACCCUCUGGCCUGCCUCCCGCCGCCACCCUCCCCGCUGGACGGGUACUCGAAGCUGGAGGAGCUGCAGAUGCUGCUGCAGUGCGCCGCGUCGGCAGCGGAGGGAGCCGGACUGCUGAGCGGGGAGCCCGGGGAGUGCGGAGACUCUCUGUCGGAGCUGCCGGACCUGCAGACUCUCCCCCCUCUCACCCCCCGCCUCCCCCCACUGGCCUACAGCGGCCGCUUCGCCUUUGAGCCGUCCAGCUCCGUGUCCAGUGGCAGCAGUCUGUGGGCGGAGCCUCUUCUCAGCCUGUUCACCGGGUUGGUCAACAUGGCGGCGCCUCCUCCCGCAGCCUGUAGCCUCGCCUCCUCUUCAUCAUCAGUGACAUCAUCAAUGUCAUCAUCAUCGCUGUGCCCGCCGAGCUUCAGCUCUGUCCAGGUCAGCUGUGACGUGGCCUCGGUCUUCCCUGCCGCGCCGACAUACACCACCACCACCACCACCACCGGUCCCGACCUCCUCCUGCCCCCCUCUGACUCCCAGCCGCCCCCACAGGCCUUCCAGCCGCAGGGCCCCCCCCCAGCCUACCCCACCUCCACCUCCAGGCUGGGCCUCCAGCCGCCCUCCCUGGUGGUGCCGAUGCUCCCAGACUACCUCCUGACACAGCAGGUGCAGGACGGCGAGCUUGGCCUGACUCAGGAUCAGAAGUCCGUGCUGUCCCAGAGCCUGAACCCGCCGCCGGCGCAGCCCCCGCUCACACCGCUCUCCACCAUCAAAGCCUUCUCCUCGCAGAUGUUGACACCUACAGGCUCCACCUCUGGCGCCGCCUACCAAGCUCAGGUCACCAAAUCCAGAGGAAUCAGGAAGUCGUCGGUGGGCAGACAGUGCAAGACGCCGCCACACGAACGUCCGUACGCCUGCCCCGCCGACGGCUGCGACCGUCGUUUCUCCCGUUCCGAUGAGCUGACGCGCCACGUGCGCAUGCACACAGGCCAGAAGCCGUUUCAGUGUCGCAUCUGCAUGCGCAGCUUCAGCCGGAGCGACCACCUGACCACCCACAUCCGCACGCACACGGGCGAGAAGCCGUUCGCCUGCACCGAAUGCGGACGCAAGUUUGCCCGCAGCGACGAACGCAAAAGGCACGCCAAGAUCCACCAGAGGCAGCGUGAGCGGAAGGCCGACAGGAACUCCUCCUCCUCCUCCUCCUCCUCUGCUCCUGUCCUCAUCAGCAACCCCCCCGGCUUCUCCUCCCCUCCCACCUCCUCCCCCUGCUCCUCCUACUCCUCCCCACCUCACGGCUCCUCCUCCCCCGCUGCCCCGCUCUUCCCCUCCUCAUCCUCCUUCUCCUCACUCAGCAUGCAGGCCAACUCCCCCUGCUUCACCUCCUCCUCAUCACUGUCACAUGUGUACACCUCCUCCCCGUCCCCCCUCCUCUACUCCUCCUGCUCCUCUCCAGUGGGGAGUCCUCACUCGGAGCUCCCCUCCCCCCACAGCUCCAACAUCUGCUGACAAUCUCAGCGUUUCUGCAGCAGCUGAGCGGCUGUCUGGAAACUGUUGCCUGAUUUUGAGCUUCCUCAGCCACCGUAGUCGCUGCACAGACUCUUUGAAAAUGACACGCUGGACUUUAAUCUUCAUCAGUGAGUUAAACCUGGAGAAGUGCUGAGUUCACGGACUGUAAAGACGUUUCAUGUAUGAAUGAGUGGAAAUAUGAGUACUUUUGUAAGUGGAACGUGUGUAUACUAUGUGUACUUGUAGUACUGUGUUCAUACAUGAACUUGUACAUAGUUUUUUACCUACUGUGUAGGUUCUGCGAUGUUUGUAUUCUCACAUUCUGGUCAGUGUUUGAUUUUAUACCCAACAUGUUUCCUCUUAAGGCAAAGAGCUGCCACAAUAAAACGUCAGAGUCCA